CGCUCCUGCUUGCCGGUGGUGAUGUCAUCCUCUUUAGCAUCCGGGUCUCGGGCCGCCGUGUCGGGUUUGCUGGCUGGCUGGCGGAGGGCUGGGGGGUUCGUCGCUAUCAGCCGCUGGCCUGGAGUACCAGAUCCCAUAAAAACAUCUUUAGGGUUUCGUGACACGUCCAAGCGAUGCGACUCUGGCUCGUCCGUCGGGGGGCGUUUUUCUCUUUUACAGUCUGAUCGCACUGAAACGUGUUUUACUUUUUCUCCUCUUUCCCUUCCAGCUGUCGCUUCUUGGCUGUUUUUCUCCUCGGUACUUUUCUUUUCCACCGGGGCCGGUUUGUUAGUGUGUAUGUGUGCGGUUUUUCUUGUUUUCCUUUUUUUAAAAAUUCUAUACGAAGCAGACCUCAUUCUGGAUCUCGACUAGAGGGAGUUGAAAAUGGGGGCAUUUCUGGACAAGCCAAAGAUGGAGAAGCACAACGCUCAUGGGGAGGGUAACAGUCUCCGCUAUGGCCUGAGCAGCAUGCAGGGCUGGCGGGUGGAGAUGGAGGACGCCCACACGGCCGUCGUGGGACUGCCCAAUGGCCUGAACGCCUGGUCCUUCUUUGCGGUGUACGACGGGCACGCUGGAUCCCAGGUGGCGCGGUACUGCUGCGAGCACCUGCUGGAGCACAUCACCAGCAACCCGGACUUCCGCGGCGGCGGAGGCGGCGGCGGCGAGCCCUCGGUGGAGAGCGUCAAGAGCGGCAUUCGGACGGGCUUCCUGCAGAUCGACGAGCACAUGCGUGCCAUCUCGGAGAAGAAGCACGGCGCCGACCGUAGCGGCUCCACUGCCGUGGGCGUGCUGGUCUCGCCGCGGCACAUCUACUUCAUCAACUGCGGCGACUCCCGGGCCCUGCUCAGCCGCGCCGGCCGCGUACACUUCUUCACACAGGACCACAAGCCCAGCAACCCGCUGGAGAAGGAGCGCAUUCAGAACGCCGGCGGCUCUGUCAUGAUCCAGCGCGUCAACGGAUCGCUGGCCGUCUCGCGGGCCCUCGGCGACUUCGACUACAAGUGCGUCCACGGCAAGGGCCCCACGGAGCAGCUGGUGUCUCCGGAGCCCGAGGUGUACGAGAUCGAGAGGUCGACCGCCGACGAGUUCAUCAUCCUGGCCUGUGAUGGCAUCUGGGACGUCAUGGCCAACGAGGAGCUCUGCGACUUUGUCAGGUCCCGGCUGGAGGUCACGGAGGACCUGGAGAAGGUCUGCAACGAGAUCGUGGACACCUGUCUCUACAAGGGGAGCCGGGACAACAUGAGCGUGGUUCUGGUCUGCAUGCCUGGCGCGCCCAAGGUUUCCCCGGAGGCCGUGAAGAAGGAGGCCGAGCUGGAUAAGUACCUGGAGAGCAGAGUGGAAGAAAUCAUUAAGAAGCAGGGCGAAGACGCCCCUCCGGACUUAGUCCACGUGAUGCGCACAUUAGCUGCCGAGAGCAUCCCCCACCUUCCGCCAGGGGGAGAGUUGGCCAGCAAAAGGAGUAUCAUCGAGGCCAUAUACAACAGACUUAACCCAUACCGCUCCGACGAUACGUGACAACAUGAGUAGGGAUCCGGUCCUUCCUCAACUACUGUAUGUGUACGUCUCUCUUUAAUCUGCUCCAACGCUGAUUCCGAAAGACAUCCAGCUGAGGCCUGUAUCAUUUAACUGGAUCAAUGGAGUCCGAUUUCGAAGAUAAGUUCCAGUUUGACUUAACCAAACAAAUUAAAUCUGAGAAACGGUAUCAUGACACUGACUAUCAGCAAUUUAUAUCAAGCCGGGUUUCCUUACUAAAACCAAGAUUACUUCCUGAGCACAUGCACAUAACGGUGUACCAUGUGCAACAAUCAGCCAAUCACGUAAGCAUGGAUCGCAGCAGGGCUACGUAUUUCAAUGCAGCGGAACAGAGACUUAUUAUGAUAAUAUAUGAAGAAUUCUAAAGAACGAUAAUGGUGAAGAGCAACACUGCGGCAGCCGCCGGCGAUAGAGCGCCAUGUUGGCAGCGGACAGCGACAGCGAAAAUGCACACGUACAGUUUGAUUGUCGUUAAGAUAAUUGUCUUAAUUUCCAAACGUGUUUUAUGCUUUUCAUAAUUAUUCCAAGACUUUUUAUUCGCAUUCGUAAUACCGUUUUCAUUACUUAGUGUUAAAUAAACUUGUCACCUUUCAAGGCAGGCAGAGGGUUAUUUGCUUGGGAAGACAACAGAAGCGUUAACAUUUUAGCUGAGUGACGUCCAUGUUCAUUUAUAAUUACACCGUUCAAAAUGGAAGGGGUUCAAUAAAUGGACUAAUGACCAUAAAACUAAAUGAGAUAGACAUGUUCAGUACAGGUUAUAUCAACGGACUAUAGGGUACAAUUCACACUACUUUCUGCAUGUCUAUAUAUCUUCACUAAUAAUUGCACUGUGUCAAUCCACCACCUCUUACAAAGAAAACAGCUACUGAAUGUGAAAUGCACAUGCAAACAUUCAUAUAUUAAUUACGAUUCACCGGUAAAGUAAUCUGGAAAACCAAGGGCUGUGCAAGAGUGGCUAUCAGCUCACAAUGCCGAACCAAUAUCCCCUUCCAGUAGAGAUUGCCGCUUCUCAAAGAUAUUAAGAUUUAGCACAUAUAGCGAAAAGGCUCAAAAUGCAAAAAUGAUUAGUGUGCGUCUCUGCCUGUGGACAUCAAAGGUCUGUGAUUAAAAACUUCCUGGCUUGAUUGUUGAAAAAUAUGACAGCUGGAAGACUGAAUAACAAGUAUAAAGUUAACUGUACCACAGACACUGGAUUUUCAUGGACGUGCCAGUUUGGGAAAGGCAGUUUGUUAUGUCGGGUAAUAUACCGACCUCUUCCCUUUUAUUGGCCCAAGAGCUGUUUGAGAUCUGUGAUCCUGAAAGCUAACCUGCUCCGGAGCAGGUCUGGUGUGUAGCAUUCAGUUACCGUAGUGAUGUGUCCCACGAAGAGAACCAGCGUGGUGAUAUCGACAAGCCAGAGUUAUCGACAAGCCGCUACUUAUCCUCAAAAUUAUCCACCUAAGCAAGGAAUCUGAUCUCGUGAUACUGGCCCCUGGUCGUGAGCAGACCUGAUAGUGUAUCAGGUUACUAAACGCUUGUUUAGAGGUAGCUAAUGAAAAGAAUGGGUGAACAAAAUAGGUCAGUUCACUUACUCAGUCACCAUUACCUUCAUUAUUUACUACCCACAUUAUAAUGUCCUCUGAGUAACUCGAGUGUUAUUUGUGCCACUGCUGUUCAUGCUCAGUGCUGCCCCCUGCAGGCAUAAUUUAUAAUAUUAAAAGUUCCAUCACCACAUACAUUCAGUAUGAGCUGAGGUCGGCCGGCACAGCAUUUUCUGUGGGGAAUCCAUCAUCUGUAUCACUCGGCAUUCUUGCCUAAAUGUGGAUGGGGGGGUGUGGUCAGGCAGGGAAGCCUGUCAGUCAUGCGCUUUCUCACUGCCUUCCAGUCAGGGGUGCCCGGACGCGCCCGUCCAAGCGAAGCCUCCCGACUCUGAAAGGACCUUCCUGCUUUCUUUCCGAAGGACUCGGCUGCCGACAUGGUAGCAUAGCCUGCGCCAGCACAGCAUUCGCAAAACGGCCACAGAGACCAUGGCGCGACACUCCCCCACCCCGUAGCGGUUUUGUCUGAAGGGGGGGGGGUGGCAUAAGGGGGAAAGAGAUGUACACAGGUUCGCUGCUCAGCAGGCCAUGCUCAGUCUCGCCACUUUAAAACGUUCGACAAAUAAAAAUAAAAAAUCCCACAUUUACCCAUU
This is a messenger RNA of Paramormyrops kingsleyae, 3742 nucleotides long. It is a transcript of the gene ppm1aa, whose product is annotated as protein phosphatase, Mg2+/Mn2+ dependent, 1Aa. Gene Ontology annotation, biological process: protein dephosphorylation. The record is from RefSeq and is a predicted model, not a curated record. Gene Ontology annotation, molecular function: manganese ion binding; protein serine/threonine phosphatase activity; magnesium ion binding. NCBI's taxonomy places the organism in Eukaryota, Metazoa, Chordata, Actinopteri, Osteoglossiformes, Mormyridae.